Messenger RNA from Aspergillus melleus, 714 nucleotides. RefSeq lists its product as uncharacterized. The transcript has a single exon. NCBI's taxonomy places the organism in Eukaryota, Fungi, Ascomycota, Eurotiomycetes, Eurotiales, Aspergillaceae. The record is from RefSeq and is a predicted model, not a curated record. The coding region runs from base 1 to 714 and encodes 237 amino acids.
AUGGGGCAUGAGAAUGAAGAUUUGGCCAUCGCCCGAGAUCUUCAAGCUUUUCUGUUCGGAAUCACCUUUCCCGCAGCUUGCAUUAUUGGCAUCCUAGUACUCGUUCAGCGGCUCAGGCGUCGACGACCGGGCAGAUACAUCCUACCCGAGAAGCAAAUGGAUCCGCAGCCUCCGUUGCCCGACAGAUCUGGUGGCAAGGCCCCAGUGGGCCAAGGGGUGCCCUCUCCCAAAGACCCAUCUCACGAUACCACCAGACUACCUUCGGCCUGCGAUAUCCUGCAGCCUUUGUCUCAGCUGGCACCUUUGCCCUCGAGUGGCUAUCUCGCCGCCAUGCUAGGCCGAGAGCGGGGCCCCAAGGACAAGCAAUCAUUUGCGCAAGACCAGAGUUUUCCGUCUUCAGCUGCUUAUAUGGCCUCGCCCAGCGCUAGCUCCGGUGAUAGUCGUCCGACUACGUCGCAUACGAGUGACAGCUAUCGCUCUGGUUCGCUAUCCGAGGGAUCUGAUGCGUCUCGUCGAGGAUCCGAAGAUCCGCAGCACAUCACACUCUCACCGACAGGGUGGCGUACAGAAGACAAUCCCGAGGAGUCUCACGGCCUGGCAGGUCUAGACAGAUCUCAAGCGGUCCAAAAGCGGAGCCAGGUUGUUCAGCAGCUCUACGAUGUGGACGAGGAAGGCGUCCGGACUUGGAGACGACUCGUGGUCGAUUAUCGCUAG